Penicillium atrosanguineum is the source of this 213-nucleotide messenger RNA. RefSeq lists its product as uncharacterized. Lineage: Eukaryota; Fungi; Ascomycota; Eurotiomycetes; Eurotiales; Aspergillaceae. The record is from RefSeq and is a predicted model, not a curated record. The transcript has a single exon. The coding region runs from base 1 to 213 and encodes 70 amino acids.
AUGGUUACUACGGGCAACAUCGUAAAUACCACUCCGGCGCACGCCCUGACCGACCCCGAGAAGGCUGUGCACCCAGAGUCCGAUUUCGAUGGAGAAACUGAGCAGGGCUUCGCAGACAAAAGGUCUCACCCUGGCAGUAAGCCAGAAGAUGUCAUCAAAUUGGAAGACGCUGGUCCCCCGAUGGCGGCACCGCUGCGUGGUUGGUCGUCCUAG